AUGGACUUCAAUCUCUCAGGCAAAAAAGAUAGUGUGGAGGAGACAAUUUUGAUGGAAUACGAUGAAGAGAACAACCAACUCGACGUAGAAUUUUGUCCGGUAGAGCAUCCGGUUGAACCGGAAGAAGAAGAUCACCCGGUUAAGUGUCCCGUACCAGUCUCAUCUUCUCUCAUCCACAACUCAACCGUGAAAUCAAAACCGGGCUGGGUUAAACACAGAGCCAGCUGCGACAUUCCAGUUUAUCCACCGCCACGUCAUGUCCGUAACGUAAGAAAGAGACACAACUCGUUCGUGGAAGAGAAAAACAGUUUCUUCACGAGAUCUAUGAUUCCGACAUCGACUCUUCGGUCUCAUGAUGACGAAACAACGUCUACAAGAUCUAACGUUACAAUACAAUCUACCGAGUUCUUCAACAAGUUCACGAGUUCGAGUCGUGAAAAUUUAAAAUCUCUACGUUGAGAUCGUUGAGAUGUUUUUUUUUGCCUGAGAUUGAUUUUUAAGUUUUUGUUUGGUUUAAAAGGAGUAAUGUAUCUCGCAAUGUAGUACCAAAGUUUCGGUAUACUUGUUAUUUUAUUUAUUUGGUGAUAACCGGUCCGGUCAUAUUCGGUUAGCUAC
Eruca vesicaria subsp. sativa (arugula) is the source of this 615-nucleotide messenger RNA. The record is from the annotation of a GenBank genome assembly. Lineage: Eukaryota; Viridiplantae; Streptophyta; Magnoliopsida; Brassicales; Brassicaceae.